Messenger RNA from Tachysurus fulvidraco (yellow catfish), 1692 nucleotides. RefSeq lists its product as uncharacterized. The transcript is spliced from 5 exons. Bases 138 to 1106 code for a protein of 322 amino acids. Gene Ontology annotation, biological process: cell surface receptor signaling pathway; immune response; positive regulation of T cell proliferation. Lineage: Eukaryota; Metazoa; Chordata; Actinopteri; Siluriformes; Bagridae. Gene Ontology annotation, cellular component: external side of plasma membrane. The record is from RefSeq and is a predicted model, not a curated record.
AUUUCAGGCAUUUCCUGUUUUUUUUGUUUGUGGCUGUUUCACUUUGGGCUGAGCUGCAAGCCACAGCAGCAGUUUGGUGGACGCUCCACAUCUCUCAGUCUUUACUUGCGGCUCCCAACACACUUUUUUUUCUUCCCAUGAAGAGAAUCAAGAGGAUAAUUGCACAAGAACAUAUCAUAACCAGUAUGAUGGUCGCAGUCGUCCUCCUGAUUGUUUGUCUGUCAGUGAUGCAGUCCCUCGCUUUCCCAGACAUAUCAGCUGUAGUGGGUGGACCCGUGACUCUUCCAUGUACCUGCUCUCUUGAAAAGAUUACUUGGACCAUCUCCCAUCCCAUUCAAGCCUCCAUUGCUGAAUGUCACCAUGGGGUAUGUGAGAUCAAAUCAGCCUUUCAGAAAAGAUUUUCAUUCUUGGGCAAUACCAGCAGUGGAAAUUUCUCCAUAAGCAUCAAUUCAACACUCUACAACGAUCUUGGCUUAUACCGCUGCACCUGUAAUGGAGAAUGCGUUAGUGAAGGAAAACUACAAGUUUAUGACCCUAGGAUUGUGAAGGCUACUGAAUGGUCCAACGCCACCCUCCCGUGCUACGGAGACACUCGGCUUGAUGCCAAAGAUGUACAGUGGAAGAAAGAAGGGAAAGAAUUGCUGGAGUACAUUUAUGCAAAGCCCAAUGAAGCCUCAGCAGGCAGAUUUUCAGUGUCACAACAAGGCUUUCAGGAUGGAGAUCUCUCACUCCACAUCAGUUCAGUUAACCUGUCUGAUGCUGGAUUUUACCGGUGUAUCUUUCAUGGUGAAUCUCGUGAGGGAGACCCACGUGCUGUUGUGCUGGAGGUGGAAAAACGCCAACCGGAGCACCAACCACCCACAUCUGACAGCCACAAACCGGAGCACCAACCACCCACAUCUUACAGCUACCAACAAUGUCUAGGCUUAGGGUUAGGAUUAGGACUUGGACUAGGACUAGGACUACCACUACUACUGUCCUUUGCUAUUAGAAUGAUUUAUAUGAGAAUAUGGAGACAACCCCAAGAGGAGACACCAACCAAACCUGUUCAAGAGGAAUGCCCAAUGGUCGAAAAGAAUUCAAAAAUACAGGUUUUCCAUGACUAGUUCAUACUUAAAGAUAUGCCACAAUAAUUUGAUAAUUUAUAUAAACAGGAUACAAACAGUUUAUAUUUCGGAUGAGAAUUUUAACAACAUUGCCAUGUUGAAUUAUGUCCUUGCAAAGAAGAAAUUUUAAGACCCGACUCACAACACACGUACUGUCAUAAGGGUGGCACGGUGGCUUAGUGGUUAGCACGUUCGCCUCACACCUCCAGGGUUGGGGGUUCGAUUCCCGCCUCCGCCUUGUGUGUGUGGAGUUUGCAUGUUCUCCCCGUGCCUCGGGGGUUUCCUCCCCCGGUCCAAAGACAUGCAUGGUAGGUUGAUUGGCAUCUCUGGAAAAUUGUCCGGAGUGAAUGUGUGUGCGCCCUGCGAUGGGUUGGCACUCCGUCUGGGGUGUAUCCUGCCUUGAUGCCUAAAGACGCCUGAGAAGUUCGGACAAGCGGUAGAAAAUGAAUGAAUGUUAGUUUUUAUUAUAUUCUAUUAACAUUAUUAGGGCGACCCAAUGAGCAUCAUUUAGAAUCUAUUUUUCUUUUCACCGAGGGUAGAAAAUCUUGCUUACAUAAAUGUAUUAAAUCUAUUUCUUUUCAUUUUA